This is a messenger RNA of Scomber japonicus (chub mackerel), 3404 nucleotides long. It is a transcript of the gene keap1b, whose product is annotated as kelch-like ECH-associated protein 1b. The record is from RefSeq and is a predicted model, not a curated record. Bases 688 to 2556 code for a protein of 622 amino acids. Lineage: Eukaryota; Metazoa; Chordata; Actinopteri; Scombriformes; Scombridae. The transcript is spliced from 6 exons. Gene Ontology annotation, molecular function: protein binding.
ACUUUUAUGUUUUCUUGAGCAAUCAAUAUGCAAAACUGAUCUGAUCCAGCUGUGUGAGUCUCACAAGCAUUUAAGUUCAUCUUUAUUUUUUUUAAUUUUUUGAGUCGUGUUGAAGUUGUUUGAGCAAUUUGUUGUCAAAAACUUCAAAAAAAGAGACGCAUACUGCAAUAGACUUUUUGUCUUUGUCAGAAUUGAUUGACACUGUUGAUACCACAAAUGGACGAACUAGACAUGAUUCCAUGAGUCUUGUUGGACCUGCUUGUCUCUCGCUGUCAUAAAAACAUUCAGUGCCUGUUUUUCUUUCACAAAGUUAACCCUCGGACAAACUCAGAGAAUUUCUUAACUCAAGACAUUUUGAUUAUGAUGGAACUGCAACAUGUGACAGUACAGCCAGCCAUGACUGACAGCUCACACAGAAGUCUCUAGUAAUGCCAUAACUAGCGGUAUGGCUGGACUCAAGUACUGAACAGAGCAAGAAAUCCUCAUGUCCACAUAAAUCAGAUUCAAACUCUCAAAAAAUCGGGCAUACCCAGGAUAGCCCUGAGAUUUCUGUGAAGCUGUUUGCCAAGGUCCUCAGCUAAAACUCUUUUUAUUUUACUCAUGCCUGCGCAUGGUGCAAGGAUGCCCCAUAACGCUGCCCGCUGUUCUUGAGAAAGAGAGCAAGGAGGAGGAGAGAAAGGGUAGGAAAUGACAGAGUGCCUGACAGAAUGCAAAGCGCUGGUGACUCCGUCCACGCGCAACGGCCACCGUGUCUUCAGCUACACGCUAGAAAGCCACACGGCAGCUGCCUUCGCCAUCAUGAACGAGCUGCGUUUGGAGCGUCAGCUCUGCGACGUGACGCUGCGUGUGCGCUACAAAGACCUGGAGGCGGUGGACUUUGUGGCUCACAAGGUGGUGCUGGCCUCUUCCUCCCCGGUCUUCAGGGCCAUGUUCACCAAUGGCCUGAAGGAGUGUGGCAUGGAGUUGGUGCCCAUCGAGGGGAUCCACCCCAGGGUGAUGGACAGACUGAUAGAGUUUGCCUACACGGCCAGCAUUUCUGUGGGGGAGAAGUGUGUGAUCCACGUGAUGAACGGCGCGGUCAUGUACCAGAUAGACAGCGUUGUCAAAGCCUGCUGCGAUUUCCUGGUCCAGCAGCUUGACCCCAGUAACGCCAUCGGCAUCGCCAACUUCGCAGAGCAGAUUGGCUGCACGGAGCUCCACCAGAAGGCUCGUGAAUACAUCUACAUGAACUUCAGCCAGGUGGCGACCCAGGAGGAGUUCUUUAACUUGUCCCACUGCCAGCUGGUAACCCUCAUCAGCCGCGAUGAGCUCAAUGUGCGCUGUGAGUCCGAAGUCUUCCAGGCAUGCGUGGCCUGGGUGCGCUACGACCGAGAGAACCGGCGACCAUACGUCCAGGCCUUACUCCAGGCUGUCCGCUGCCAUUCCCUUACCCCCAACUUCCUGCAGGCUCAACUCCAGUCUCUGGACUGGGACCCACAAUGUAAAGACUACCUUGCCCAGAUCUUCCAGGACCUCACCCUCCACAAACCCACCAAAGUCUACUCUUGCCGAACCCCCAAGGUGCCGCAGCUCAUCUACACAGCAGGGGGCUAUUUCCGUCAGUCCCUCAGCUACCUGGAGGCGUACAACGCCUGUACGGGAGCCUGGCUGAGGCUAGCUGACCUGCAGAUACCCCGCAGUGGCCUGGCAGCCUGUGUGAUCAGCGGGCUUUUCUACGCUGUUGGUGGAAGAAACAACGCACCUGAUGGCAACAUGGACUCGAAUGCAUUGGACUGCUACAAUCCCAUGAACAACUGCUGGCUGCCGUGUGCACCGAUGAGCGUUCCCAGGAACCGAAUCGGAGUUGGUGUCAUUGACGGCAUGAUAUAUGCAGUUGGUGGAUCGCAUGGGUGUAUUCAUCAUAAUAGUGUGGAACGGUAUGAUCCAGAAAGGGACCAGUGGCAGCUGGUGGCUCCCAUGUUGACACGACGUAUCGGUGUGGGUGUAGCGGUCAUCAACCGGCUGCUUUACGCGGUGGGGGGGUUCGACGGGGCCAAUCGGCUCAGUUCCUGUGAGUGCUACAACCCAGAGAGGGACGAGUGGAAGACCAUGGCCUCCAUGAACACAGUGCGCUCUGGAGCUGGCGUGUGCUCUCUGGGGAAUCAGAUCUUUGUGAUGGGUGGCUAUGAUGGCACCAACCAGCUGAACACAGUGGAGCGCUAUGAUGUGGAAACAGAUACGUGGAGCUUUGCUGCCUCCAUGAGGCACCGACGCAGUGCUCUGGGAGUCACUGCAUUACAUGGACGCAUCUAUGUCCUGGGAGGUUACGAUGGCAACACUUUCCUUGACAGCGUGGAGUGUUAUGAACCAGAAAAGGACACAUGGUCAGAGGUUACGCACAUGACGUCUGGGCGGAGUGGCGUUGGUGUGGCCGUUACCAUGGAGCCCUGCCAGAAAGAGCUGCCUCAGUGUCAGAAAUCUGAGAGAGAAAACGGCGCGACGUCACAGUCACCCAAUUCUGGGUUUGGCUCUCACCACAAUCAGCGGCACAGUGGGACUUUUGGUAAAGGCACAUGAGGUUCACAGCUGGACCCUCCCACUUACACAGGCACACACCUCAACUUACCUGAGUCUUCCCAAAUCAAAACAAAGACGCUGACAACCGAAUAGAAACAGACAGCCUAAACAUAAAAGUGCUGCCUCACUGAUUGUAGAGAUGUGAAUUAAAAAAAAUAAAUAAAAAUUUUGUAAUUCUAAUUUGCAAAUUCUGCAUUGAUACUCUACUGUAAGUCUGCGAAAAACUAGUUUAAGUAUCAGCAUUAGACCUGCUGAAUCAACUUUGACUCCCAGAUCUGUCAUUCCCGUUCUCAAGAGCUGGAAUAAAAUUUUUAAGUGGCAAGUUGUGUUCUGCCAGAUCGAACAGACCUCAGUCCGUCUGUUUAGGUCCAGCAUUCAAAGUUUGACCAUCACCUCCCAGAUCUGACCUAUGGGGGGAAAGGGCUGCCUAUUAAAAAAAAAAGGGCCAUUUAGUGGCUCAAAGAGUCAUCAGGGGCUCUUUAUUUAUAUUUAUAGAGCAACCCAAACAAAAGUUAAAUCUGAGGGGAGAAAAAAAUCAUUUUAAUUUUUUAUUAUUAUAAAAAAAAUAGGAAAAAAGUAGCAUUUGUCACUAUAGGCAGUAGAGUUCAAAGUGCCAUUACAAUGCCUGUGUGCAUUACUGUCAUCAGUAUAUUAUUUUGAGGUGCUUGUGUGUUGGAAAUGCACAGACUGUCACUGUGUGCUGUGGGAGUUGUUGAGGUGAACCCAGACCGCCAGAUUAAAUUUACUGAAGACAUUGAGCCUCAUGCAAGAACAUUUUUGUAUUCUUAUGCAAAAUUUCUACUACAGAUUUAACAAACCCUCUUCACUACACAUAAUCAUUUUGAACU